Molecule: messenger RNA, 558 nt
Organism: Linnemannia hyalina
Lineage: Eukaryota; Fungi; Mortierellomycota; Mortierellomycetes; Mortierellales; Mortierellaceae
Source: the annotation of a GenBank genome assembly
AUGACUCCACCAGCAAUCGACAUGAGCUCUACUACCACCGCAACUACCACUGAAGACAAGCCCAAGAACGUCGGCUUCCGUGUCGGGUUGGGAGAUAUCACUCCCAACAACUUGGGUCAACUCAAGCGUUUGAACACGGUUCUCUUUCCCGUGGUUUAUGCACCUGGGUUUUAUAAAGAUGUUCUUGAAGUCGGCGAGUUUGCUAAAAUCAUCUACUUCAACGAUGUCUGUGUUGGAGCUGUGUGCUGUCGCAAGGAGCCCGCUGCUGGAUCGGCCACGGAGCAGAACCUUUACAUUGCCACCCUCGGAGUCUUGGCACCUUACCGCCGCCUUGGUUUGGGAUCGGAGAUGUUGAAGCACAUUUUGGAACAGGCAAACUUGCCAGUGGUGGCAGGACAGCCCAAGAUUGUGAAGUUGUAUUUGCAUGUGCAGUCGAACAACGAGGAGGCAUUAGAGUUUUACAAGAAGCAUGGAUUCGAGGUUACAGAGAAGUGCGAGAACUACUACCCACAGUUUGAGGUCUCGGACGCGUUCAAGCUGGAGAAGAUCGUCAACUAG